Molecule: messenger RNA, 555 nt
Organism: Epithele typhae
Lineage: Eukaryota; Fungi; Basidiomycota; Agaricomycetes; Polyporales; Epitheliaceae
Exons: 3
Coding region: 1-555 (184 amino acids)
Source: RefSeq, a predicted model, not a curated record
AUGCCUGGUAGCCGUAGGUACUUCACCCCUAGCCGAAAGGCGUUCCAUUGCACUGUCAAAGGGAGGCUGUACGGCGCCUCCGAAUCCCGAUCUCGGCCCGUCGGCGUUCUGACUCGGUGUGACGGGAAACGACGUUACCCGUUCGCUGAGAGCGUUCUCGACGACGAGAGGGCCCCUCAAUGUGGCGUCCACGACUGCAUCGUUGACGUUGUGGAAGAGAGCGGGACCAGCUCGUAUGUUGUAUUCUUCUGGAUCGAUGACGGUGAGUUCAGUCGCUUCAACCGCCCCGCCUCUUACGUCACCCCAUGGCCGAUGUACGGAGACGCCUUAGUGAUGCGUUUGAGCAAGUCAAAGAAAUUUGUCGUCAAUAUGCGCCAUGGAGACGCUGUCAUGGCGGACGAAGUCCUCGAGCGAGUGGCGAUAGCUUUCAAUGAGCACCAAGGGGAGUUAUGUCCGGUCUACCCCGCCUCUUUGCGCCUCCACAGGAAGAAGAUGCGGAGUUGGCGCCAGCUCAUGGAGGCGAAGAAGGCAUGGGAUAGACGGCAGGGAUGCUAA